GUUAGUAGUAGACCGUUGGACGUUGAUGUCUAACAGUUACAGUUCAGUUUAGUAAACAACCUCCAAACAGUUUGAUACUGUGGAGUGUGGAAGUGGUUGUGAUUAGGUUGUAGUGUAUAAUAUUAUUUAUUUAAGAGUUCUUACGUUACUUGUAAUUAAGUAUUUAUUUAGCAAAUAUAAGUGAUUGAUAUUAUGAUGAUUUCAAUUUAAAAGAGUUGGACGUUUGGAAAAUAGCAUUCUAAUUUUAUGCUGAUCGUUUGAAAGGAAAGAUGUUGAGCAAGAGUCAAAAACUUGUUCUUGGCAACUGUUCACCAGACCUAAGCGGAGAUGAAGACACAAAGUUGUCUAGUUACAGCUCAAACUCUGAAAAGACAUCACCUGCCUUAGAAGUUAAAGAAGACUAUGAACAAUGUGCUGUUGAUAAUGAAAGUAAGGAAUUAGAGAUCAGUGAUAUCCACCGGACAGAUGACCAUGUUGAUGAAAAAGACAAUGGUGUCGAUAGUGACUCGGAUGAUUCAAUUUUAUCAAGGUUGAACAAAGGUACCAUUCAGAGUUCCAAACGAAAGAAGAACCUUACCCUGUUUGAUUUGCACUUUAAAUGUGAAUGGAAGAACUGUACUUAUGAAACCGAAGACGAUUCCAAGUUUCACGUCCACGUUAGUUACCACAUACCAGACUUGGAGAUAAAGACUAUGAGCAAUGGAGAAGAAGUGUACGUGUGUCUGUGGGCGGAGUGCACCUAUCUAACUGGAGGGGUAAAUGAGAUUCAACGCCAUGUUACUUACCAUUCUUACCAUACAAAGUUGAAAAUCAUUGGCGAAAAAGUGCAACAACAGUGGAAUCUUCCGAAAUGCAGAUACGGUAAGGAGACAAGAAAUAUGAUACCAGAAAAGAUAGAUCCGAUGGUGUGCGAGUGGGAAGAUUGUCAUAAGGAAUUCAAUAACGUGCAAGUGUUCCUUUACCAUAUACAAACACACAUAAAUGAGACCUGUUAUGAUAUUUUCCCCAAGAAAAAGAAAAUAAAGUGUAAAUGGGAAGGGUGCACCAUGACGACGGACAUGCCUUCACGCGUACGCUUGUCUGACCAUGUUCGUACACACACCAAAGAGAGAGUGGUGGGUUGCCCAACCUGCGGCCACCUGUUCUCUACCAACACCAAGCUGAAUGACCAUUGUAUGCGUCAAGUAUCCAGUGACUUGGAGUGCCAAUGUAGUCACUGUUACAAAGAGUUCCCACAUUUGCGAUUACUCAAGGACCACAUGCGUGGACAUGUAAACUUCUACCAGUGCUGUUACUGUGAAAUGACCUGCACGUCGAGGCACACAUUCAGCGCCCACAUACGCUACAAACACCUUGACUCCAAACCCUUCAAGUGCUCUAUGUGCAGUUACGAGUGCAAAACAAAAUAUGAUCUCAAGAAGCACCUGGCUACGCACGAUCCGAAGACUAAGUUUGAAUGUGAAGAUCCGAGUUGUAACUACAGCUGUAAGACCAAGAGCACUCUUCAGAGGCACGUGAUGGAGGUGCACCAAGGGGCCAAAGCUCUCUACUGCUGCCAUAUAGCAGACUGCAACAGCAGGUACAAGCGAGGCUGCUACCUCACCAAACACCUCAUGACGAAGCACUGUCUGCGCUGGCCCUCUGGACACUCCCGCUUCAUAUACCACCGACAAGAAGAUGGCACCUACAGGCUACAGACCGUGCGCUACGAGAGCGUCAAGUUGUACGGUGAGAACAAGACUUCCGAUCUUUCUGUGUCAAAGAACAACUUCAAGCUCACUCCCUUGCAGGCGGAUGGUUCCAGAUCGUUCAAAGUGUCGAAGAUAGAGUCGGACACAAGCAGUGGCAUGUCACAAGUACUUAUCUCUAUAGAGGACGAGAGCGGGAACACCAUCAACAGCUGCACGGCCCCAGAAGUGGUCGGGGACAAAAUCCCGAAGAAUGCGAUGGUCAUUGCGAGCGCAGACAGUAUGGAUGUCGAGGAAGAGUCGUCGUAAACACAACACGCAUGAAGUGUGAAAACUGGACAAGUCUCAUAAAAAUGCAUAAAAUGGAACAAUACAUAGAAGUUUUAAUAAAUGUAUUGUAUAGUAUUGUUAACUAGUAUAUUUUUAUAUAGUGUGUAUGUUUUUUAAAAUACAAAGUGCUUGUAUACCUCAGUAUUGUUAAACAAAUUCAUGUGAUAUUUAUUCUGUAGCAAAGUAUUUGUUGAAACUAUUGUAAUGUGAUUUCGUUGACUACAUUUAUAUGUUCUGCUCA
Molecule: messenger RNA, 2259 nt
Organism: Homalodisca vitripennis (glassy-winged sharpshooter)
Lineage: Eukaryota; Metazoa; Arthropoda; Insecta; Hemiptera; Cicadellidae
Product: histone H4 transcription factor-like
Exons: 13
Coding region: 270-1997 (575 amino acids)
Biological process (GO): regulation of transcription by RNA polymerase II
Cellular component (GO): nucleus
Molecular function (GO): RNA polymerase II cis-regulatory region sequence-specific DNA binding; DNA-binding transcription factor activity, RNA polymerase II-specific
Source: RefSeq, a predicted model, not a curated record